Messenger RNA from Thermochaetoides thermophila DSM 1495, 357 nucleotides. RefSeq lists its product as uncharacterized. NCBI's taxonomy places the organism in Eukaryota, Fungi, Ascomycota, Sordariomycetes, Sordariales, Chaetomiaceae. The transcript is spliced from 4 exons. The record is from RefSeq and is a predicted model, not a curated record. Gene Ontology annotation, molecular function: protein-folding chaperone binding. Gene Ontology annotation, biological process: chaperone-mediated protein complex assembly; protein folding. Bases 1 to 357 code for a protein of 118 amino acids. Gene Ontology annotation, cellular component: cytoplasm; prefoldin complex.
AUGGCUGAAAUCCAGGCCCGCCUUCAAGCCCUCUCUGAGGAGUUCAGCAAGCUCCAACAAGAUGCUCUGCAGUCAAGACAAAAGCUCGAGGCACAGAAGCAAGAGAACCUCGGGGAGUUCACGAAGCUCAAGGAAGGAGAAAACAUCUACAAAUUGAUCGGCCCUGUUCUUCUCAAGCAAGACAAGGCCGAUGCAGAAAGCACAGUCAAUGGUCGUCUAGACUUUAUUAACAAGGAAAUCAACCGGGUAGAAACUCUCAUCAAGGAACUGCAGGGCAAGGUAGAAAAGAAGAAGGGGGAAAUUAUCCAGGUGCAAAGUGGUUUGCAAGCAGCGGCAGCUCAAGCCGUCAAGGCAUGA